GGUGACAUCAGCAAACUUGGACAGGGUGCUUUCUACUCCCUCGUCCAAGUCACUAACGAAGAUAUUGAACAGUACCAGGCCCAGGACAGAGCCUUGGGGGACUCCGCUGCCCACAUUUCUCCAGGUAGAAACCGACCCAUCCACCACCACUCUCUGGUUCACCAAUUUGGCCAGUCAUCUGAGAUGCACUCAUGGGUGCUAUGUGAAAACUAUAAUUGGAAAACACGCCUGCAAUCCAGUAGUACAUUUGGCUGUCUCUCUGAAAUGAAAAAUGGCAUGUCUGCUGCAAGGCGACUAUUCAGUGCUUCACACACAACAGUGGACCCAAAGGAAGUGAAAAAAUUCCAGCUUUUGGCACACAAGUGGUGGGAUGAACAAGGAGAAUAUGCACCUCUUCAUUCUAUGAAUGACAUUAGAGUGCCAUUUGUUAGGGAUACUUUAUUGAACCUGAGUAGUGAUCAUCAGCUGGGAAGUCCUUUGUCUGGCAUAAAGAUCCUAGAUGUUGGCUGUGGCGGAGGAUUAUUAAGUGAACCUCUAGGUAGACUGGGAGCUUCGGUUACUGGAAUAGAUCCUCUGGAAGACAACAUUAGAACAGCUGAACAGCACAAAUCAUUUGAUCCAGAUCUAGACAAGAGAAUACAAUACAAAUCUUGUUCAUUGGAGGAGAUUGCAGAAGAGUCUACAGAAACCUUUGAUGUAAUCGUAGCUUCUGAAGUAGUGGAGCAUGUGGCUGACCUAGAAACAUUUAUCUCAUGCUGCUAUCAAGUGUUAAAACCUGAAGGCUCACUAUUCAUCACUACACUCAGCAAAACGCAGUUGUCCUAUGUCCUGGGGAUAGUAGUCGCAGAAAAAAUAAUGGGCAUUGUGCCAGAUGGUACUCACAACUGGGAGAAGUUUAUUACACCUGAAGAGUUGGAGUGCCUGUUAGAAUCAAAUGGCUUUUUAGUCAAGGCAGUGAAUGGAAUGUUGUACAACCCCUUCUCAGGGUCCUGGAGUUGGAUUGAAAGUACUAGCAUUAACUAUGCAUUGCAUGCCAUGAAAUCUAAGGCACAAGAACAGUCAAGUUCAAGAGAGCCACCUUCAGAGGCAGAAGAGGAGCAGCACCCAGCUAGAGCUAAUACCAGGACAGCUGUCUAAAGCACUUGCUGGUAAAGCCUACAGUGGGAAGAUUUGCAUAGACAUCUGUAAUAAAACUAUCUGGAACAACACAUCUACUUGUCUGCAUUACUUGUAGUUAAGCUGGUUUUUGCCAGUGUGUUUCAGAACAAUUUUUCAUUAUCUCAGAAAUCACAUGGAUUUUAAAAUGAACAAAAAUCUUAGAAAAGAUUUGUUUUCUAGGGAAAAAAAAUGCAAACCUACCAGUAUUUGUUACAGGGCUCAUACAUGUGAUGGUUAUUAGAGUCCUUUCUCAAAAAGUUGAGAGGCUAAAGAAUAACAGCUCACUGCUGGAUUCUGUUUGGAGUGGCUUUUUAAAAUGCAAUGCUGAAGUGUGGUAACUAGAAUAUUUAUAAUAAAAAUGUUUAAGUCACUCAAGUAUACUGCUCUAAGACUUGUGGCUAAGUGUGAACAAUUUAAAGAACCAAAAAAGCAACUUUUCUGAUUGUGAUCCCAUAAGAAGUGUAAGGACAGGUGACUCCUUUGUGCUAUAGAUGAGCCUUCUAUGGCUAGUUGUGCUAGUUCUGCAGGUAGUCAAACCACACUUAAGAAUUUGGUCUCUUAUUGUCGAUCCUUUGCAUGUCACAAAAGUGGAAGCUGUCAUCAGCAUUUCUAGCAAAAAAUGUAUCAUGACCUGUCAUGGGCCAGAGUCAGUUUGGUCAUACCUGUGCUCCACUUAAUGGUUGCAAGGAAGUUGGUGACCUGGAUGCUAGGGCCUCCUUAGUCUGAAGGGAUUCAGACCCACAUCUCUGAACUCACCAGGGAGUUCCCUAUGGACCAUAUACAUAUAGAAUAGUUGGGAGAAAGUGAACUGUCCACUUGUCUUGCUGAAGCCAGGCCGCUGUGCAACCAAGAAUUCAAGAGUCAUGGCACAGAAAGAGAAGGAGGCAUCAUUGAUUUUUAAAAUGACUUGGCGCUGUGUAUACUGAUGACCUGAAUGGGUGCAUCCAGAUGAGCAUGCAUGUGCCUCUUGCCCCAUCUAAAAGGGGUUUGAGACGGGGCAAGAGGCACAUGUGGGAAUGAAAAAAUGUUCCCUGCACUACAAACUUGCAGCGUGGGGAGAAAAUUAGACCCCUGGAUAUUCACUUGCAUGGUCAAACUACAGUCUUGCUGCCCAAAAUGAAUUUAGGCACCCAGGGCAUUUUCUAACUGAUAGAACUACAUUUGGGAUCACUCUUUGAAACUGUAGCAGAAUUUAAGCCUAAAUGGAAUUUAAGGGCCAUCUACAAAACCAGUCUAGACUUGCACUGGAAAUUUAAGUCGUAUUCAUUGCCACAGUCUCUCAUCUAACCUACAGUCCUGAUGGAAUGUAUGCAGAGUGCUGAUCUAUUCUGAAAUGCAAUUUUCUAAAUAAAAUGAUAUUGCACAAGACUGUUUUCCUGUCUGUUUACAAGUAAAAAGAAAAAUAAUUGUUUUCCUGUCGACUUGGAAACUCAGGACACUUCCUACGCCACAUCAUCUGUUGUUAACUUUAUAUAUAAUUCAUAAAUAGUCUAUUAAACUUUUCUAAUGAU
This is a messenger RNA of Alligator mississippiensis (American alligator), 2669 nucleotides long. It is a transcript of the gene COQ3, whose product is annotated as coenzyme Q3, methyltransferase. Lineage: Eukaryota; Metazoa; Chordata; Crocodylia; Alligatoridae. The record is from RefSeq and is a predicted model, not a curated record. Gene Ontology annotation, biological process: ubiquinone biosynthetic process. The transcript has 7 exons. The coding region runs from base 184 to 1137 and encodes 317 amino acids. Gene Ontology annotation, molecular function: 2-methoxy-6-polyprenyl-1,4-benzoquinol methyltransferase activity.